This is a messenger RNA of Brassica oleracea var. oleracea, 2691 nucleotides long. Its product is annotated as probable methyltransferase PMT24. Lineage: Eukaryota; Viridiplantae; Streptophyta; Magnoliopsida; Brassicales; Brassicaceae. The transcript is spliced from 8 exons. Gene Ontology annotation, cellular component: trans-Golgi network; endosome; cytoplasm. The record is from RefSeq and is a predicted model, not a curated record. The coding region runs from base 240 to 2489 and encodes 749 amino acids. Gene Ontology annotation, molecular function: methyltransferase activity.
ACUCAGUCACUACUACAGAGCCAGUAAAGACUAUGAUUUGCUUCACCACUUGCUCCCACUUAUAAAAAAAGGUCAGUAGAUCAAUAUAGUCUCUCUUGCUUGCUCUUUCUACUAGAUCGGGAUCUGGACCUUUUCUCUUACACUCUUCUCUCUCUGCGAGGAGGGAGAUCUGUGAGUCUGCAACCCCUUUUCUCUGGUGCAUGUGACUAGGGAUUGUGCCUUGGGUCUAUAGGAGGAACAUGGCUAUGGGGAAGUAUUCUCGUGUAGAUGGGAAGAAGUCAUCAGGCUAUGGCUUAACCAUCACCAUAGUCUUAGUUGUUUCUCUCUGUUUGGUUGGGGCCUGGAUGUUCAUGUCUUCUUGGUCUGCUCCUACCGAGUCUGUUGACUUCUCUUCUAACCAGACUCCAAAGGAUGUGGAAACUACUACCAAGACUUAUUUCACAAACGAAGAAUUUGACAAAGGUUCCAAGACUGAGGAAACUGAGGUUGUGACAGAAAGCAACGAGGAGAAGCCUGAUCCUGAGAGCUCUGGUGAGGAGAAAACGGAGCAGGUUGAGGAGAAAAAGGAGUUUGAAGACAAGAAUGGUGAAGGGGAUAGAAAAGAUGGAGAGGGUGAGUCAGAAAGUGAUGAAACGAAGCAGAAAGAGAAGACACAACUGGAAGAGAGCUCGGAGGAAAACAAAUCAGAGGAUGGUAAUGGAACCGAAGAGAAUACUGAAGAAAACACUGAGAAGAAGACAGAAGAUAGCGCUGGCGAAACUGAAGAGAACACUGAGAAGAGCACUGGUGACCAGGCCGAGAUUACAAAGGAGUCGAGCAGUGGAAGCGGGGCUUGGUCUACACAAUUGGUUGAGUCGCAGAACGAGAAGAAAGCACAAGUGUCCUCAAUCAAAUGGAAAGUCUGCAAUGUGACAGCUGGACCAGACUACAUCCCUUGCCUUGACAACUGGCAAGCUAUCAAGAAGCUUCAUUCCACUAAGCAUUAUGAACAUCGCGAGAGGCAUUGUCCUGAGGAAUCUCCAACCUGCCUUGUUUCUCUUCCCGAAGGGUAUAAGCGAUCCAUCAAAUGGCCUAAGAGCAGAGAAAAGAUAUGGUACAACAACAUUCCUCACACCAAGCUUGCACAAGUGAAAGGACAUCAAAACUGGGUGAAGAUGAGUGGUGAAUACUUAACAUUCCCUGGUGGUGGUACUCAGUUCAAGAACGGUGCUCUUCACUAUAUCGAUUUCCUCCAAGAGUCAUAUCCUGAUAUUGCUUGGGGAAACAGAACACGUGUUAUAUUGGAUGUUGGGUGUGGUGUUGCUAGCUUCGGAGGAUAUCUUUUCGACAGAGAUGUGCUUGCUUUGUCAUUUGCACCCAAAGAUGAACACGAGGCGCAGGUGCAGUUUGCUUUGGAACGUGGUAUCCCUGCAAUGUCAAAUGUUAUGGGAACCAAGAGAUUGCCUUUCCCAGGAUCUGUUUUCGAUCUUAUCCAUUGUGCUCGUUGUAGAGUCCCUUGGCAUAUUGAAGGUGGCAAACUACUUUUGGAACUGAACCGUGCAUUGAGGCCUGGUGGUUUCUUUGUCUGGUCAGCGACUCCAGUUUACAGGAAGACCGAAGAAGACGUUGGCAUAUGGAAAGCUAUGUCGAAGCUAACAAAGGCAAUGUGCUGGAAACUAAUGACGAUAAAGAAAGAUAAACUGAAUGAAGUUGGUGCUGCCAUUUACCAAAAGCCAAUGUCGAAUGAUUGCUACAACCAAAGAUCUCAAAACGAGCCACCUCUCUGCAAAGAUUCUGAUGAUCAAAACGCCGCUUGGAAUGUUCCUCUUGAGGCAUGUAUGCACAAAGUGACAGAAGACUCAUCAAAACGCGGAGCAGUUUGGCCUGAGAGUUGGCCAGAGAGAGUAGAGACUGUUCCUCAGUGGUUGGAUUCUCAGGAAGGUGUGUAUGGAAAACCUGCACAAGAGGAUUUCACAGCAGACCAAGAACGCUGGAAGACUAUUGUUUCAAAGUCAUACCUCAACGGUAUGGGAAUCGAUUGGUCGUAUGUGAGAAAUGUGAUGGACAUGAGAGCUGUCUAUGGAGGUUUUGCUGCUGCAUUGAAGGAUCUGAAGCUGUGGGUGAUGAAUGUAGUACCUAUCGACUCAGCUGAUACGCUACCAAUUAUAUAUGAACGUGGUUUGUUUGGAAUCUACCAUGACUGGUGUGAAUCAUUCAGCACUUACCCUCGAACUUACGACCUUCUUCAUGCUGAUCAUCUUUUCUCUGCAUUGAAGAAGAGGUGCAGCUUGGUGUCGGCAAUGGCUGAAGUGGACAGGAUUCUUAGACCACAAGGAACUUUUAUAGUAAGAGAUGACAUGGAAACAAUAGGAGAAAUAGAGAAGAUGGUGAAAUCGAUGAAAUGGAAUGUAAGAAUGACACAUUCCAAAGAUGGAGAAGGGGUGCUCUCUGUUCAGAAGUCAUUGUGGCGUCCUACAGAGGUCGAGACAGUUACAUGGGCAAUAGCCUGAGGUGAAUGGAAAACUAAGAAGAAUAAAUGGUUUUUUUUUACUUUCUAUAGUUUCAUAAUUAAGUUUUUUCCUUUAUGAUCACAUUGAUUGUUACUUGUAUUAGUCCAAUAUUUGUAUCCCUUUUUCCUUUGCAUUGACAAAAAUUGUAUACAAGACAAUUGUCUCAAAAGUGUAAACUUAUGAGUUUAUGGUUUGGUCCUAA